ACAGUCUUCCAUUUGGGAUAGGAGUCAAAAAACUUUCUGUUUUUCUGCUUCAAAUUUUUUAACAUUUCUUCUACAUAUUCAUCACCAGAUUUCCCCCUCGUUCGUUCCCUGAAACUUGGUCUAUCAGAUGAAAACGACAUAAUCACGAAUAGAAUUAACUUGAAAAUUAGGUUACACUAAAAAAACACUAAUCCGUAAUGAUAUCAAUGUAAAGAACGUUCUAGAGAAAUGUGAUAUUUCGCCAAUGAUAAGGCUGCUUUUUGAAUGAACACUGUCAGGAAUGAACCAAUCAGUUAUCAGCUUCUAGACUGGAAUUGGAGUAUAGUGAAGUUUAAUAUGGCCAACAACGGUGCCCCUGAUUCAUGGGAGCAGCAAGCUGACGUUGGGACAGGAGAUAACUCAGAAUCUAAAGACAUGUCUGCUAAAUUUUCCACGUUGAAUGUCAAUGCAGCAGAAUUUGUGCCUUCUUUUUCAUACAACCCAUCUUCUGAAGAGACAGUUGUCAAAAGCGAAGCUCAAGACAAUGUUGAAUCCCCCGUGACAAACGGUGUGGAAGAUUGUAUUCCUGCUGGUGAUGACACAUCACCAGGGGAUGUUAUUGGAACUGCUUCAUUGAGCGAUGACUUACCGCAGUCAGAGCUUCAAGCUAAUGAUGCAGAAGAUGAAACUGAAACAUCUUCUCCUAGUUCACCUCCGCCACCUCCUCAAGGUGGAGAAGAGAGUGGCGGAGGAGAAACACCACCUCCAGUAGACUCAUGGGAGGCUGCUGCACUUGAUUCUGACCCUCCAUCUGGUGCUUCAGGAGUUGGCGAAGAAGAUGAUGAAAUAAUAGAGGCCAAGCCUAAAAAAAAACCACCGAGACCUGAAGAAACUCGUUCGAAAAAGGAGCAUGUUAAUGUUGUUAUCAUCGGCCAUGUUGAUGCUGGCAAGUCCACUAUUGGCGGUCAAAUUAUGGCUCUUACUGGUAUGGUAGAUAAAAGGACUUUGGAAAAAUAUGAGAGAGAAGCUAAGGAAAGGAGUAGAGAAUCGUGGUACCUUUCUUGGGCCCUUGAUACUAAUCAAGAAGAACGUGAAAAAGGAAAAACUGUAGAAGUUGGUAGAGCUUAUUUUGAAACAGACAAGAAACAUUUUACUAUACUUGAUGCUCCUGGUCACAAAAGUUUUGUGCCUAACAUGAUUGGUGGUGCUGCACAAGCAGAUCUUGCUGUUUUAGUUAUAUCUGCUAGAAAAGGAGAAUUUGAGACUGGUUUUGACCGUGGAGGUCAAACAAGGGAACAUGCUAUGUUAGCCAAAACCGCUGGUGUGAAACAUAUGGUUGUCCUUAUUAAUAAAAUGGAUGAUCCAACAGUUUUAUGGUCUGAAGAAAGGUAUAUAGAAUGUAGAGAUAAAAUACUUCCUUAUCUCAAAAAACUUGGUUUCAAUCCAGCCAAAGACCUAACCUUUAUGCCUGUGUCCGGACUCACAGGACUUGGAUUGAAGGACGCGCUAGACCCUAAAACCUGCCCAUGGUACAGAGGAGAACCUUUUAUAACCUUUAUAGACAAUUUGCCAUCCUUGAAUCGUAAAAUGGAUGGUCCAUUCCUUAUGCCUGUUGUAGAAAAAUAUAAAGAUAUGGGUACCGUGGUCAUGGGAAAGGUUGAAAGUGGAGAAAUGAAGAAAGGCCAAUCUUUGAUCAUCAUGCCUAACAGAACACCUGUUGUCGUGGAUCAGCUCUGGUCUGAUGAUGAAGAAGUAACUUCUGUAGGCCCUGGUGAAAAUAUUAAAGCGAAACUGAAAGGUGUGGAAGAAGAAGAUGUUUCUCCAGGAUUCGUGCUCUGUGAUCCCAGCUCCCCUGCUCGGACUGGACGUGUUUUUGAUGCUCAGGUUGUAAUCCUUGAGCACAAAAGUAUCAUAUGUGCUGGUUAUUCAGCUGUAAUGCAUAUCCAUUGCGUCGCUGAAGAAGUAACUGUUAAAGCCUUGAUUUGUCUGAUAGAUAAAAAGACCGGUGAAAAAACAAGAUCACGACCCCGUUUUGUUAAGCAGGACCAAGUUGCCAUCAUGAGGAUAGAAUGUGCCGGCGUUAUUUGUAUGGAGCAAUUCAAACUUUUUCCACAAAUGGGAAGGUUUACACUCAGGGAUGAAGGUAAAACCAUUGCUAUUGGAAAAGUUCUGAAAAUAAUUGAAUAAAGUCUCAAGAGCUGUUACAAGGUGGAUUGACAAGAAGAAAUAUUUUCAAAGACUCGUUACUAUUUAUUUUGUUCAGUUUUUUUUUUUUUUUAUUGAAAUUCUUUUUGUUUUUGGGUAUUGGAUAUAUUAUUAUUGAUAGCGAACUACCCUUUAAUAAUAGUACUUGUAAACUAUAUAAUUGUUUAUAUCACAUUAAUUUGUAUCUUUCAAAAUGUCUUUUCUUAGAACUUGUUCAUUAUAUAGGUACAUUAUUUCCUAUAAAUUAAUAAAAUUAAUUUAUUUUUUAUCAUUAUUGAAGUGAUUGUUAGGAAAGUCAAAAUUUUUUAUAAAAUAUUUAUAUUGAUGGAUUUAUUUCAUUGGUCGCAAAAUAAAUAUGUAUAUAUAAAUAUAUUAUUGUAAGGCUUAAACAUUUUAAGUUAAUAUAACCAUUGUACAUUAAAUUCUAGCCUAAUUCAUCUGUCAUAUUUUACCCUGAAGUAAUUUAUAGAGGUUGUUUGUAUUUAUUUUUUUUAUCAUGGAAAAAAAAACUGGUAAAUAUUUUUACAUGCAUACAUAAGCAUGUAUAUUAAGAUUUGGGCCUUUGAUUACUGUAAAAAGUCAUUUAGUUUUCUUGUUAUUAUAUAUAUUGUAUGUCUUUUACAUUUAACUACAAUACAAAUACCUGGUGCCUUGUUUUAGCUUUAUAACAAUUAAGAUUUUUUUUUUUACCUUAUAUUUUUGAAUACAUAUAUUGUUUUAUUUCAGUAAUAUAAUUAUAUUAAUAUUGUGACAAUUCUAUUCCAGCUAUAUAUUUUUUUUUUCAUUAUUAAAUCUUAGACUUCCGUUUAUGUUAUCAAUUGUUUACAUUAUUUAUUAUUGUUUCUUUUAUGAAAUUGCUGUUUUCUUCACCAUUUUUCUUUUUUUUU
Messenger RNA from Nezara viridula (southern green stink bug), 3071 nucleotides. The record is from the annotation of a GenBank genome assembly. NCBI's taxonomy places the organism in Eukaryota, Metazoa, Arthropoda, Insecta, Hemiptera, Pentatomidae.